Messenger RNA from Astyanax mexicanus (Mexican tetra), 991 nucleotides. RefSeq names its product DELTA-sagatoxin-Srs1a-like. The record is from RefSeq and is a predicted model, not a curated record. Gene Ontology annotation, molecular function: channel activity. Gene Ontology annotation, cellular component: pore complex. Bases 39 to 584 code for a protein of 181 amino acids. The transcript is spliced from 2 exons. NCBI's taxonomy places the organism in Eukaryota, Metazoa, Chordata, Actinopteri, Characiformes, Acestrorhamphidae. Gene Ontology annotation, biological process: pore complex assembly; cytolysis in another organism; monoatomic cation transport.
UGUAUUCUAAGGAAGUAUCAAGAGGUGUUAUUCCUGGCAUGUCCCUGGCCGGCACCUCCACUGAACAAAUAUCCAAGAAUAUAACAACUUGUAGAAAUGUCACCAUUCAAAUCACCAAUCACAGUGAUAGGUACAUCUUAACAAACCCAAGAAUCUACAACUGCAGUGGAUACUGUUGCCGUCCUCCACAACCAACCAUCAACAAAAACACCUGCGAAGUCUGCUGCUUUUCCAAAACCUCACUGGCAGCUUGUGGUAGUGUUGGAGUUCUGAUGUACCAAAUCAGCUUGGACAAUACCAGCUAUGUCGGUGAUCUGGCUGUGAUGUUCUCUGUGCCUUUUGACUACAACUUGUACAAAAACAUGUUUGCACUUGGCAAUUUCUAUAAAGCCAUGUCAUGCGAUUAUGAUUUAUUCUGUAGGAUGUAUUAUUUAACCGGUUUAUUCACCACGGGCAAAGGUACAGGAAGUGCCAUAUCACAUUUUGGAGAACAUGUUCGUUUGACAGGAACAAUGUCUGCUUUUGGAAAGUCCAUUAUAAAUGUUGAAGUUUGGGAUAAGGGCACUAACAACCCUGUGCACUGAGGUGCACUUAAAAAGACUAUUUGUUCCCUGAAAUAAAUCAAGUAUUGAAAACCCAUCCUCCUCAGGGUGGGGGUCAUUCUAUAGCUCAGAUCAUUCUGAAAUGUGUUUCUUUUCUCCACAGUUGUGUAGAGGGGUUUUACUGUAGGAGUUACUGUAUCCUUUCUGUCAGCUCCAACUAUUUUGACCUCUGUGGUGACCGCUUGACCUAUCCUCCAACAAUAGACAUUUGAUUGCAGAUUUUCUCACACAGAGUCGCUUACUUGAUGUAUUUUCUUUAUUCCACCAUAUGUAAACUCUACUGUUCCUGGAGAGCUACUGCCCAUAUUUCCAUUUAUUUUUGGCAUUGUACUCCUGUCACAUGAUUGAAUAUAAAAUUGGAUGAAUGAAUAGGUGUACAGGUGCUUCAA